Polychytrium aggregatum is the source of this 1682-nucleotide messenger RNA. RefSeq lists its product as uncharacterized. The transcript has 4 exons. Gene Ontology annotation, molecular function: nucleic acid binding. Lineage: Eukaryota; Fungi; Chytridiomycota; Chytridiomycetes; Polychytriales. The record is from RefSeq and is a predicted model, not a curated record. Bases 55 to 1608 code for a protein of 517 amino acids.
CGCGGCUCGUCCUCAUCCCCAGAUCAGCCGCGGCUGCUGCCUCGCUGCCCCUGCAUGUCUGCCGUCGCCAUCCGACCGUCGCUGUCGCCUCGGAUGAUCCAGAACAAGGCCCCCAGUAUAGACGCCCCAGCUCAACACAUGUCUGGCCAAAAAACCUCGCCCUCAAAGCCCAUCACACUCCUCGCCCGACCCAAGGCCGAAUCGCCUGCGCCGGCUGCGACUCCUAUCGGCGGCAAUGCUGAACCAUCCACCCGGCCGGGCUCUACCCUCGAGCCUGAAUCGCUAAAUGCCCAACAAGAGCUAGGCCAGGCCAAUGGCGACGCCGCCGAAAAGAGCAGCGCUAGCAUCUGGCACCCUACCGUUGUCGACGCCGUCCGCAAGCAAAAGGAUCGGGUUUGGGUCCUCAAGUUCGAGAAAGAAAUGGAGGCUUUUGUUCAAGAGUCCAGCCGCGACUCGACUGAAUACCCUGAUUUGAAUUCGUACUACCGACUCCUGGCUCAUAACAUCGCCGAAGCCUUUAAACUGACACAUAUUUAUGAUAGCCAUCGAAACGCUGUGAUCAUCACAAAGUCACCUGCAUCUACAAUCCCCAAAUUUUCCCUAAGAGACAUCCCGUUAACAGACGAUCAGCAAGCCGCCUCUGAGCCCGUCGUGGAGCAAUCGCAGCAGCCGGUUGUGCUCCCAAAGGCCAUCAUGCGCCGCGAGGACAAAUCCCGGCCAGGCGCCAGGCACCACCAGCACGGCCACGUCAAAAAAGCCGAUCCCCCGAAGACGAGGGAGCAGCGUGAGCAAGAGUACGAAGAAGCUCGCAAGCGGAUAUUCAACGACGAUGCCUCGGCCGACUCGUCCUCUCAGGAAAGCGCCCCCAAAACCCCGUCGGAGCCGCCGGUCGUCAAGGCCGUGCCGGCUCGGCAAGGCCCGAUUUCAUAUCGUCCGCCUCGCUCGGCCCACACAAACAACCCCGCAAGCACAGCCAUGGGCGGCGCUUACCCGGCAUGGCAUAUGGCUGGCGAGCGGCCUGGAUAUCAGCCUCCGUUUCCUCCCGCCUUUGGCAUGCAUAGCCCCGGCCCGGCCCCCCGCCCUGCUGUCGUCUAUCCCGCCCCAGCCCACUAUAAUCCCGGCUUCCGUCCGCCGCAGCACGGCAUGAACGUACCAACCGGACUCUACUAUGAGCCCGACUGGUCCGCCGCCCCUACCGCCUCGCCCUAUGGUCGUGCUGAUGGCCAGCUCGACGCUGGCGCUGCGGGCCCGUUCUUCCGCCCGGCAUAUCCACUAAUGAGCACCCGGAUGGCGCCGGGGCCGUACACCGGCGGCAAUCCGGCCUGGCAGCCUCCGGGCCGGCCUUUUUUCCAGGACGACCACAGCAUCGGCGCCCCUGCAACUACCGGCCCAUACUGGCUGCCGACCCCGAACCGGCCGCAGUACUUUCCCGACCAACACGGACCUGUGCGGCCGCAGGCCCACCAGAACCCGCCCAUGUCCAACUAUCCCCACCACCCGCAUCACUUUACUCCAAAGCAGCACUCCAAAUCAUACAGUCAUAGGUCGCACGGCGGCGGCAGCGGAUCGACGAAAGGGCCCAACUCGCCCAUGUCGAACAAGGAGUGAGGGAGCUCUGCCCCUCUCUUCCCGCCCGCUUUUGUGCUCGCAAAAGCAACAUGACACGGCGCACACUAUGCAGU